UGCGUUUCUCUGUAUAAAAUCUGAGAUGGAGGCGCAGAUGAGAAUCAUUUUCUUUUUUAUAGUGAUGAUCUCAGCUGCUACUGAGGAAAUAUACCUGUCAGCCACUGAGGGAGGAAACAUCACUCUACCUGAGCCUUUGCUGGAGGAUGGAUAUAUUAUAUUUAAAGGAAAGAAUGUUGCCGUGGUGAACAAUGGGAGUAUUAGGUUGCGAGAUCUAACUUACACAAACAGACUUCACUGGGAUAAAAACACUGGACUCUUUACCAUCACAGGACUGAAGAUGAGUGACUCAGGGAGUUAUACUAUUGACCCUAAUGAAGGAAAUAUUUUCCCUGCACCCUACAUACUUACAGUUUACGAGCGUGUACCAAGUCCAGCAGUGAACACAGUGAAUGUGAGCACUGAGAGCUGCAUCUUGCUGUGUUCUGUGGACAAAGCUGAAACCACACUGUUGUGGUACAAAGACGAGGAGAUACUGAACCAGAGCAGCUCUGCUCUCUCUCUGCCUCUCACUGUACACAAGCAGGAUUUCAGAUCCUCUUAUAGAUGUGUGGCUGCCAACCCUGCUGAAAAUAAGACUCUUCAUGUCAACAUCAAAACAUCCUGCUGGAACAUCACAGAUGACACAGACAAAACAGACGAAACAGAAAGAAAUUAUCUUGUACCAUUAAUUAUCUGCACUGUGUCUGCUGUUGCACUUGUGUCUCUUGUCGUCAUUGCUAAGAAGAAGUAUCAUAAGAAAUCUGAGACGAUUACCAGCCAAGCACAAGAGGUGUUACUGUGCAUGCUGUCAGUGCUGCCAGAAGGGCAUUACAGCAGUGAAGGUGUUGAUGGUAGUGAUGUAGCAAUGCUGAGCGGCAGCAACAUCAGGGAGAAGGAAUACAAGUUUGAAAAAUAUCAAGGGCUGAAAGAGGAGCUAGAAAACAUGUGGGGAUUAAAGGUAACAGUGGUGCCAGUGGUAAUCAGAACACUGGGAGUUGUGACCCACAAACUGCAAGAGUGA
Molecule: messenger RNA, 1003 nt
Organism: Scomber japonicus (chub mackerel)
Lineage: Eukaryota; Metazoa; Chordata; Actinopteri; Scombriformes; Scombridae
Exons: 6
Coding region: 26-1003 (325 amino acids)
Source: RefSeq, a predicted model, not a curated record